Messenger RNA from Cygnus atratus (black swan), 2724 nucleotides. RefSeq names its product C1q and TNF related 3 (gene C1QTNF3). Gene Ontology annotation, molecular function: protein binding. Lineage: Eukaryota; Metazoa; Chordata; Aves; Anseriformes; Anatidae. The record is from RefSeq and is a predicted model, not a curated record. Bases 89 to 1033 code for a protein of 314 amino acids. The transcript has 6 exons.
UGAAAGGACCACAUAACUCCUGGUGCAGCAAAGAGGUUCUCCUUCUGCAAGGCAUUUUCUGGACUCCUGAGAAAUUAUUUUGAAUAACAUGGCAGAGAAGGAUUUCAUCAGUUGGCAUCUGCUGGCUUUAUUUUUUCUUCCAUUUUGCCUGUGUCAAGAAGAAUACAUGGAGGUGAGCAGAAGAUCUUAUAAACCAGUGGCCAAAGUAUUGCAAAGUCACCACCAGACUGGCCAUAAAGGUUCCAGAAGCAGGGAAAAUUUGAAACAGCGGAGUCAACUUAUAGAGUGGACUGUUGCUAAUAGCUCUUCUACAGACCAAAAUGUCCUGAGACCAGAGGUAGAUGAUGUAGAACUGACUACCUCAGAUAGAGUCCAGCCGCCGCAAACUGGACCGCAGAAUCCAGACUGUAGUUCCUGCUGCCGUGGUGACUUUGGAGUUCGGCUAUACCAAGGACCCCCAGGACCUCCCGGUCCCCCUGGGAUGCCAGGAAAUCAUGGAAACAAUGGAAACAAUGGAGCAACUGGCCAGGAAGGAGCCAAAGGUGAGAAAGGAGACAAAGGAGAUAUGGGACCGCGGGGUGAGCGUGGCCAUCAUGGACCCAAAGGCGAGAAGGGUUACCCUGGGAUUCCUCCAGAGCUACAGGUUGCUUUCAUGGCUUCCAUGGCUACUCACUUCAGCAACCAGAACAGUGGGAUCAUCUUCAGUAGUGUCGAAACCAACGUUGGAAAUUUCUUUGAUGUUAUGACUGGGAGAUUUGGUGCUCCGGUGAAUGGGGUGUAUUUCUUCACCUUCAAUAUGAUGAAACAUGAAGAUGUGGAGGAAGUGUAUGUGUACCUGAUGCAUAAUGGUAACACAGUAUUCAGCUUAUAUAGCUAUGAAUCAAAAGGGAAAGCAGACACUUCAGGAAACAGUGCGGUGCUAAAACUUGCCAAGGGAGAUGAAGUCUGGCUGCGAAUGGGAAACGGAGCUCUCCAUGGGGACCAUCAACGCUUCUCCACCUUUGCUGGGUUUCUUCUCUUUGAAACCAAGUAAAGAAAGAAACAACCAAGUAGGUGUUUACCUGAGGAAGCUUCUUACUGGGAACUGGCAUUUUUCUUGGACUGUGGAAUUGCAUUACGACAUGUAAAGAUCAAGAAGGCUUGUUUUGAUGCAAUGUGUUGCUAUUUCUGUAUCAGAGACGAGCAGAAUACACCGGAUAGUUGACACAAUUACAGAUGCACGGAGGAUGUAUUGUCAUCUAGGCUGCAGCUGUUCAAUGUUGUGAUUGCUGUCUUCUCCAAAGCGACUGAAAAACAAAGGGGAAGGAGUUUUAGUAAUUUAGAGAGCAGUUUGCACAGUAAAGCCAAUUUUGUCUGUAAAUAUACUCUAUUUAAAUAUACACCAGGAAGUGAACAAUGUUUUUCUGUUCUUUUAUUCAGUUCUUAUGACAUGUUCAUUUAAAUUUGCAUCAUGGAAACAGGCCUGAAUGAAUUACAAGUAGGCUCAGCUGAGACCAGAUUUAAAGGAAGCUUGGACUAGAAUGAAUUUUACAAAUAGAAAGAAAAAAAUGUGAAAAUUAAGGUGUCAAGGAUUCAGGUUUAUUGCAUCCCCAUCUCAAACCUCUGAAGAUAAUUUUUCACAGAUUUUUAGUACAUAUUUAUGCUUACUCUCUCUAAAAAAAAAAAAAAAAAAAAAAGACUGUUAAUAAUUUAAUAAUUCUUGCCUCAGUAGGAGCUCAAAGCUAAGGUAACUUAGUCUGCAGGGUACAUGAGACUGGACAGGGGAACCAUAAUGUUUCUUCCAAGCUUUUCAGUUGUUGAAACCUGAUGUAACUGAAUGCAAGCUGUCAAAGCAGAGGUAUAUAUGCUGGAGAAGUUGGGAUAUGUCAACAGCACAAACAGAGAAACACACUUUGUGAAGUUUGGAGCUCUUUUAGAAGGAUGUAUAUUUUAGUAUGGCAUAUUUACUUAGCAGCGAAGUUGUUGAUACAGUUUUAUUACCAACCUUCCAAGAGCCAGUAUUUCAGGAAAAGACAUUGCAGCCUAGCAAAGCAGCAGAGACCCAGUUCAUAUUUAACUGGUGAAAGCAAACACUGGCUGGCUUAGAAGUUCUGACCACAGUAAAUCAGGUCAUUCUUCAGCAUUAAUAUUUCAUUAAUAUUUGCCACCAGUUUUUCAAAAUUUGGCUACCUGAAAUCCUGUCUUGCUAUUUUCUUUUCAUCAGAAUCAGCACUGAAUAUACUAAAACAAUAUUGAAGUUUGUAUAUAUUUUCUGCACAUUCUGUCUCUCCACACGCAAGCUAAUGAAAUACAAAUUACAUUUUAAAAGGGGAUCACACAUACAUUACCUGUCAUUAAUGUGUAACAAGCAGGUGCGGUUAGGGCAAUAUAUAUCUGAAAUUCUCUUCUGUUGGCUAAAGGUACCAUUAUCUCUCCAAUAGAGAAAGUGAAUCAAAAUCUGCCCUAUCAGUGUCUGUGUUCUUGUACGCUUUCCUAGUGUAUGGAAACCAUGUCUUAUGAUGAAAAAUGCAUGUUGAUACUUGAUGAUUAUGACUUGUGAAUUUUUUAGUUUUAUGCAUCAACCACUGAAAAUAUUAGCUUUAAUGAACUGUCCUCUGAUGACUUUUAUUUUUUUUACAUGAUUUUGGGUUGGGUUUGCACCACAUAAGUUUUCAAAACCUGAGACCAUGUUAUUUUAAUUAGUAUUUUAGUAACAUUCUGGCAUGCCUUCAAUUUAAAACUCAC